UUCCUCUCUCUGCUCAAAAGAAACUUCGUCGGUUAUCUCAAAGCGGAUUUCGUUUUCCAUUUUCAGUCUUCUCUUCUGAUCUCACUUAUCAUCCUUCACUCAGAUUCUCAGCGACUGGAGCUCUCGCAAUCGCCGAGAUGUUUGUCAAGAAACUCGUUGAGAAGGCUUCGCGGAAGCCAGGAAGCACCAUUGAUGGUUUGAAAGGAUGCGAGGUGGAGCCUCGUCUUGCCUUCCACUAUGGCAUUCCAUCAGGCUCUACCAUGUCUGCUUAUGAUUCCAUCCAAAAGAUACUUGCUCUUUCUACCAGAUAUGGUCAGAUCAAGCUAUUUGGAAAGGAUAAUUCUCAGGCUCUACUAGAGUCUAAGGAGGCACUUCCUAGCAAGUUUUUGCAAUUCAUAGAGAAUCAGGGAUUUCUUCUAAAUGUUACUCCAAACAACCAAAUUGAGGUAUGGGAUAUAGACAGAAAGUUGUUGGUACAUGUGCAUGCUUACGACGAAGAAAUCACCUCUUUCACGAUCUUGCAACAGAGUUCAUACAUGUAUGUUGGAGAUUAUCUCGGUAAUGUUUCAAUUUUAAAGCUUGAUCAAAGUCUCUGCAACAUAAUACAAAUGAAGUACAUCAUACCUGUUUCAGCCUCACGUGGAAAUCCAGCUGAAGUUACCAGUGACACUUAUAUAACCCACAUACUACCACAACCGACCGCUGAAUUCAAGAGAGUGCUUCUAAUAUUCAAUGAUGGCUUGAUUACUUUGUGGGAAAUUAAAGAAUCCAAAUCUAUUUUCAUCACGGGUGGACAUACCAAGCUAUCAUCAUAUCAAGAAGCAAAGAAGGUGACUUCUGCAUGUUGGGUUUGCCCUUUAGGAAGUAAAGUUGCUGUCGGGUAUAGCAAUGGAGAAGUUCUAGUAUGGGCUAUUCUUUAUGGCCAAAAUCAAAAUUUUGAAUCAGUGUCAGAGAAUAGCAGUCGAAGUGGUCCUUUAUGCAAGCUUAAUCUUGGCUAUAAGUUGGACAAAAUCCCUAUUGCAUCUCUGAGAUGUAAUUAUGUGGAUGCAAAAGCAAGUCGGCUAUAUGUUAUGGGUGCCUCUUCAAACUCACUGCAGGUAGUCUUGUUGAAUGAGCAAAUUGAAGCUCGCAUGAUCAAAGUGGGGCUUCAGCUUUCUGAACCUUGCGUCGAUAUGGAUAUCAUUUCAAGUCUCAGUGAUCACAGCAAGAACAAGCAAGAUUAUCUGCUAUUGCUUGGAAAAUCUGGCUGUGUUUACACUUAUGAUGAUUGCUUGAUUGAGAAAUAUCUGCUACAACAAUGUCAAUCCAGGACGGCAGCCUCACUUCCAAAAGAGGCCAGGCUUAAGAUUCCGUUUGUUGAUUCACACAUAACUGUGGCAAGGUUUUUCACCAAUAAUUCUUGUUCUCUAUAUGCUUCUGAUGAGGAUUACAUUCAGCGGACAAAAGACAUUCCUUCCCUUUUUCUUUCAGAGUCAAAACCAAAGGAAGUAUCAUACUUAGACACAGUCCAAUUUGUUGGAUUUUCAAAGGUUGAGAAUUUGUAUAUAUCUGGACAUAAUGAUGGAAGCAUAAAUUUUUGGGAUGCGUCAUCUCCAAUUUUCUUCCCAAUCUAUUCAUUGCAACUACAGAGUGAGGAUGAUUUUUCUUUAAGUGGCAUUCCGGUGACAGCAUUACAUUUUGAUGGCAGUUCCCAGAUUCUUGUUUCUGGAGAUCAUAGCGGAAUGGUCCGGAUCUUUAAAUUUCGACCAGAACCUUAUGCAGCAGACAACAGUUUUAUGCCUUUCCAAGGAAGCACAAAGAAACGGAACAAUCAGAUUAUCCAUAGUGUUAAGCUACUAAAAAUUGACGGAUCAAUACUUGCAAUCAACAUAAGCCCCAGAUCGAAUCAUCUUGCUGUUGGGUCUGAUAGAGGAUUUGUUUCUGUAUUCGAUAUCCAAGGGUCGAGUCUAAUAUAUCAAAAGCGUGUUGCAAGUGAAAUAUCUACUGGUAUCAUUUCUUUGCAGUUUGAAAGCUGCAAUCUUCAAGGUUUUGAGAAAAAUGUUCUCACUAUUGCCACAGUAGAUUCCUCUAUUUUGGCUGUUGACGGUGAAACGGGAAAAACGCUAAGUGCUAGCAUGGUUCAUCCCAAGAAACCCUCCAGAGCUCUAUUCAUGCAGGUUCUAUAUGGACAAGAUGCAUCGACCAGAGGAUCAGGAAUUGCAGCUGUGGAUAGCGUGCCGAAACAGUCGCUAGUGUUACUUUGUUCUGAGAAAGCUGCAUAUAUCUAUUCCUUCGUUCAUGCUGUUCAGGGAAUCAAGAAGGUUCUUUACAAGAAGAAGUAUCACUCGUCGUGUUGUUGGGCAUCUACCUUCUAUAGUACCUUAGAUGUUGGCCUCUUGCUUGUUUUUGACACUGGGAAGAUUGAAAUAAGGUCCUUGCCAGAGUUAUCUCUCUUAAAGGAAACUUCAGUAAGGGGUGUCAAAUAUUCUCCUUCAAAAGCAAAUUCGUUGCCUGAAAGCAUUAUAUGUUCUUCCAAGGAUGGGGAACUUCUUGUGGUGAACGGUGAUCGAGAAAUAUUUAUUGUCUCGGUGUUGUGCCAUAAGAAAAUGUUUAGGAUUUUGGACUCUGUCAGUCACAUAUACAGGAAAGAUCAUAUGCUUUUACAAGAAUUGACCACUGCUCCCAAGGAAAAAAGGAAGGGUAUAUUUUCUACGGUUUUCCAAGAGAUUGCUGGAAACAAACCAAAACAGACUCCUGAUAUUGAAAUAGAAGAUAAUAGGGAAAGUGUUGAAGAACUUUCCGUAAUCUUCUCAUCUUCCAACUUCCAUAGGGAUGUUAAGAUCGUUGAAGGUAGUGAAAACUUGGUCCCAAAUGAAGACAAGUCAGCGUUGGAUAUAGAUGACAUUGAACUUGAUGACCCUGUUGAAAAACCAAAAGAACAGAGCAAGUUGGCUGCUUUAAAUAAGCAGAAGUUGGCGAGUACAUUUAAUUCUCUUAAAGGAAAACUGAAACAGAUGAAGGUCAAAACGGAGAAAAACUCAGCCAAGGAAGAGCAACCUGAUUGGAAUAAUGCAGCAGAUAAUAAAGCAGGUGCAGUUGAUCAAAUCAAGAAGAAGUACGGAUUCUCAUCGGCUGGGGAUACAAGUGUUGCAAAAAUGGCAGAAAGCAAGCUGCAAGAGAACAUAACGAAAUUACAGGGAAUCAACUUAAGAGCUACGGAUAUGCAAGACACAGCGAAGUCAUUUUCAUCCAUGGCAACUCAAUUACUGCGAACUGUCGAACAGGGAAAGCGUAAUUGAAAAGUUCAACAUCCAUGGAGAUUUGUAAGCCAAUGUCAUUUUUCGAUUUGGGGAUUUUUAUUGUGUUUGUUUAUAUAUUUUGUUUGCUUUGCUUUUGUUGUGUGUGCAUAAGUUAAAUACAUAUAUAUAGACUUAGGCAUCCCCCGGGUGCUGAAACUACCUCUGGUUUUUUAGCAGAA
This is a messenger RNA of Cucurbita moschata (crookneck pumpkin), 3457 nucleotides long. RefSeq lists its product as uncharacterized. The record is from RefSeq and is a predicted model, not a curated record. Lineage: Eukaryota; Viridiplantae; Streptophyta; Magnoliopsida; Cucurbitales; Cucurbitaceae. Gene Ontology annotation, molecular function: syntaxin binding; GTPase activator activity; myosin II binding. Gene Ontology annotation, cellular component: cytoplasm; plasma membrane. The transcript has 24 exons. Bases 138 to 3278 code for a protein of 1046 amino acids. Gene Ontology annotation, biological process: regulation of exocytosis.